UUUUGUUUAAUGCUGUCAUAUAGAUAUUAGUCAGCUGUAAGGUGUUCUAGGUUUGUCAAAGGUUUCUGGUAUAAUUCACGGUAUGUCAACGGGUGGAGUAAUGCCUUCAUCUCAAGAUUCCAACAGACCAGAACUUUAUGAGGAGGUCAAGUUGUUUAGAAAUGCCCGGGAAAGAGAAAAGUAUGAUAAUAUGGCUGAUUUAUAUGCAGUCAUCAAUACAUUACAGAAUUUGGAAAAAGCCUACAUUCGAGAUUGUGUGACUCCCAAAGAAUAUACAGCCGCAUGCUCAAAACUUCUUGUGCAGUAUAAGGCAGCUUUCAAUCAAGUUCAAGGAGAUGAGUUCCCAACAAUAGAGACUUUUGUGAAGAAGUACAGACUGGAUUGCCCAGCUGCUUUGGAACGGAUAAAGGAAGACAGACCAAUUACAAUUAAGGAUGAUAAAGGGAACACUAGCAAGUGCAUAGCUGAUAUAGUUUCUCUGUUUAUCACAAUUAUGGACAAGCUGAGGCUAGAAAUAAAGGCGAUGGAUGAGCUUCACCCAGAUCUGCGCGAUCUCAUGGAUACAAUGAACAGACUCAGCCUUCUCCCAUCAGACUUUGAGGGCAAGCAGAAAGUAUCAGAUUGGCUAACCACUCUCUCAGGAAUGCAGGCAUCUGAUGAACUUUCAGAGACACAAGUUCGACAGCUAAUAUUUGACUUGGAGUCAUCAUAUAAUGCUUUCAAUAAGAUACUACACCAUACUUAAUAUGAAACCAAUAGUGCCGUAGAUGUGUUUUAUUUCAGUUAAAAGGAACAAAGGAUAGAGGGAUAUGAGGUUCCUAUACCAUACAUUUCCUUCAUUAUCUGAUUUAUGAAUUCUGUAUAACUUAAGGUUCCACAUUAUCCCCAGAGAUUUGGGAAACAUAUUGUUAUAAUUAUUUUUGUUACAGUAAAAAGUUAAUACUGCAUACAAUAUA
Cryptotermes secundus is the source of this 956-nucleotide messenger RNA. RefSeq names its product vacuolar protein sorting-associated protein 28 homolog (gene Vps28). Lineage: Eukaryota; Metazoa; Arthropoda; Insecta; Blattodea; Kalotermitidae. Bases 83 to 745 code for a protein of 220 amino acids. Gene Ontology annotation, cellular component: ESCRT I complex. Gene Ontology annotation, biological process: protein transport to vacuole involved in ubiquitin-dependent protein catabolic process via the multivesicular body sorting pathway. Gene Ontology annotation, molecular function: protein-containing complex binding. The transcript is spliced from 5 exons. The record is from RefSeq and is a predicted model, not a curated record.